Aplysia californica (California sea hare) is the source of this 2098-nucleotide messenger RNA. Its product is annotated as cytochrome P450 3A41. Gene Ontology annotation, molecular function: heme binding; iron ion binding; oxidoreductase activity, acting on paired donors, with incorporation or reduction of molecular oxygen. NCBI's taxonomy places the organism in Eukaryota, Metazoa, Mollusca, Gastropoda, Aplysiida, Aplysiidae. The record is from RefSeq and is a predicted model, not a curated record.
GACAUCACCUCUGACUGAUAGAUUUUGCCUUCAGGAGCGAGCCAAAAUCUUGACAGUGCUACAAUGAUUCUGUCUCUGCUUGUCGCCAUCCUGCUUGUUUUUGUCAUCAUCAUUGCUAUCGUUGCUUCCUAUUUGCUGUACAUGUCCAGUCGUCAUGGGGAGUUGCAGAAGCUUGGAUUUGUUGGACCAAAACCCAGACUAUUUACGGGAACUCAGUUGGGAAAUGUAUUUGAAAAUCAAUGUGAGAUCUACCAGGCUUACAAACCUCACAAGGUAUGUGCUGUGUACACUCUGAGAUUUCCAGGCAUUAUGAUUACAUCUCUGGAUGUGGCCAAAGAUGUGCUAGGGAAAUAUUUCAACUACUUCUCUGAUCACCGCCAUCUCCCAGACACUGGCUGUUGUUUGGAUGAGUCUCUCCUUGUUUUGAAAGGAGAGCGUUGGAAGCAUGUGAGAAAGACUGUCAGCCCAUUUUUCAGCACAACCAAGCUAAGGUACAUGUGUGGGUUGUUGGAGAAAAAAUCUCAGAGUUUGAUGGAAGUUCUAAUGGAAAAACAGGAAAGCGGAGAGGCUGUUGAGACGAAAACCCUCAUGUCUGCCUUCACGAUGGAUGCUAUUGCUAGCACAGCAUUUGGUGCUGAUAUUAACUCCACCAGAGACCCUGAAAACGAGUUUGUCAAAAAUGCCAAAAAAUUAACAGAUCAGUUUUUCAGGUUUUUUUCUCUUGUGUUCCUUUUUCCUUUUCUUGGUCACCUCCAGAAGGCUGUGAAAUUUUCCUUCGUAAACAAAGAUUUGAUUAAUUUCUUUGUAAACUUUGUGGGCAGGGCUUUGGAACUGAGACAAAGUGAAGUGCAGGAAAGGAAGAGACAGGAUUUUAUACAAGUGAUACUGGAUGCUGAAAAGGAGAAUACGGUCAAGGAUAAUGAAGAGAAACAGAAGUCUGGCUUGUCCGUUGCUGAAGUGCAGGGCGCAGCAUUAAUCUUCCUCCUGGGUGGCUACGAAACUGUGUCCACAACUCUCUCUUUUACCUUGUUCCAAAUAGCCAUGAAUCCAGAAGUCCUGAAAAAGGUUCAAAAAGAGCUUGACCAGAAGUUGAACGGAAAUUUUCCCAACUACACUAAUAUCCAGAGCCUUACCUACUUGGAUAUGUGCAUCAGUGAGACCCUGCGGAUGUACCCACCAGGUUACCUGCUAGAAAGACAAUGUUUGGAGACAGUGGAUAUACAAGGGAUCACUUUUCCCAAAGGCUAUGCUGUUAUUGUGCCUGUUUGGGCAAUGCACCAUGACCCUGACAUUUGGCCAAUGCCCGAAAAGUUUGACCCAGAGAGGUUCACACCGGAGAACAAAGCAUCGCUACAUCCCUGCGCUUACCUGCCCUUUGGUAUGGGACCGAGGAAUUGCAUAGGUAUGAGACUUGCUCAACUGGAGAUAAAGAUAGCUCUGGCGGCCAUCCUGCAGAGACUUACACCAGUCUCGUGUGACAAGUCUGUGUACCCGAUCGAAGUGCACAAGUACAAGAUGUUUGCUGAGCAAGGACUAUGGCUUAAGUUUGAAAAGAGAACAUGAAAUCGUGUUCAUUAAGACUGCAUUUAAAGGAUAACAUUCUACUUUCUUUUUAAAACCAUGUCUCACAAUCUCACUCUCAAUGUGUUUGUUUUUAAUUUUUAAUGAAUUCACCAUGAAACAAAAUCAAUGAAUUUUUGCUGUGAAAGAAUACUGGAAACUUUAACAUGAGUAUCAUGUAUAAUUAUAAAUGUUUGUAGUUUUUAACCUUAGGGUAUUAGAUUCAUCUGGAAUCAGUCUUUUAAACAGUGGUUUUAGAUCAACUCUAAAUGUCAUAAAAAAUUGAUUUGCCACAAUUAGUACACGAAUUUCUCCUUUUCUAGUCAUUAAUUUUCAAGUGUACCGUGUAAGUCAGCACUUUCAGUUAAAUUAUUUUGUAUAAAAAAGAUACAAGAAUUAAAACAUAAAGGGUAACUGUUCCUUGGGGGGGGGGGGUGCCUUCUGAAAAAAUGCGACAGUUGUAGCAUUUGUGAUAUUGUCCUCUUAAUCUUAAUUUAUUUACUCAGUCAGAUUUGUGUUUUUAUAAUUACGCGUGAUU